CUCAUGAGAACAAACAAACGCUGCCGCCGGUAAAUGGAAGGCUGCUGAGAGAAACAGAACCCUACAGGCUAAUCAUCUUUUUAGCCGUUUUCCUUGUAGCUUAUGCUCGCAUCAGGAAUUUCUUCCUGUGUAAUCACGAUGGCUAAGAGGUUCACAACACAGCUCUUUGUCAGCAGACUCUCUGGUUACACCACAGAUCAAUCGCUAAGGCAGCUGUUUUCACCCUUUGGUCAGAUUAGAGAAGCUCGUCUUAUUAAGGAUUCGCAAACACAGAGACCUAAAGGAUUCGGCUUUGUCACUUUUGAGUCCGAGGUUGAUGCGCAAAAGGCGAUGAAGGCUUUGGAUGGCAAGAUUGUUGAUGGCAGAUUGAUAUUCGUGGAGGCUGCGAAAGAAGAAGCACCAACAACAGAUGUGAACACAGUAACCAAAGUUUGAAGAGAACACACAGGCUCAUUACAAAACGAGUUAAGACUCUUCCACCAAAAUCAUUUUACACUGUUGCAUUUAGAAAGAGUGGAAGUAGUUUCUUGAGUUACGGUUCGUUUCAGUUUUAAAAUCUACAAUCAUUUCUCAUGUAAACCUCGUUUAGUUUGAAGCAUAUUUAACUCUGAUGUAUCUGCUUUCGAGUAACUAGACAAAAUCAAAGUCAGCACUUGUGUAUGUGAUUAUGCAAGUAGUAAAACGUUUUGUUUGAAUGUCUUUUCUUUUAA
This is a messenger RNA of Raphanus sativus (radish), 710 nucleotides long. RefSeq lists its product as uncharacterized. Gene Ontology annotation, cellular component: spliceosomal complex. Gene Ontology annotation, molecular function: RNA binding. The record is from RefSeq and is a predicted model, not a curated record. The coding region runs from base 103 to 435 and encodes 110 amino acids. NCBI's taxonomy places the organism in Eukaryota, Viridiplantae, Streptophyta, Magnoliopsida, Brassicales, Brassicaceae. The transcript is spliced from 4 exons. Gene Ontology annotation, biological process: positive regulation of mRNA splicing, via spliceosome.